Messenger RNA from Alternaria alternata, 1049 nucleotides. RefSeq lists its product as hypothetical. The record is from RefSeq and is a predicted model, not a curated record. The coding region runs from base 267 to 848 and encodes 193 amino acids. The transcript has a single exon. NCBI's taxonomy places the organism in Eukaryota, Fungi, Ascomycota, Dothideomycetes, Pleosporales, Pleosporaceae.
UCACAUUUACAUUCGUAAUGCGCAAUGCAGAUUCCAAGAAGCAAACGGUCCACCAUCACGCGAUCCUAACAAACUUAUGCCAACACACUCGUCUGCCACACUAUCGUAACACGCAGAUGAAUUGCAUUUGGUUUUCGGAGCAAGCACGACAAUGUUCUGUCACUACUCUAUCUCCUUAGUCCUAUGCAAUGCUAUCACUAUUUCAUCGCAUUCACCAUCGUUCACACAGGCACCAUAUCUCGUUCUAGCGAGCUCUCUUCGGGGCGAUGUCCACGUCCACAAAGACUGGUGGUGAUACGCCAAUAGUUAUAUCGAUGGACCCUGCAACUACUUUUACUACCACUAUACAAGUAGUAACCAGUACAGUCGAAGAGAAGACUUCUCCAGAGGUUCUGACUCAGCCGGCUGAAGUGUCAAAACCGACAACAGAAAGCGCGCUUCUAACAUCAUUCGACGUCUCGCUACCUAACCCAACGUCUUCCUUGAUGGUAGUCGUAUCGACAAUAGCCACCACUUAUGCUGACGAUGAAGAGAAGUCGGAAGUGUUAUCGAGCGCUUAUACUUCCUUGAGAUCUACUCCUCAGACGACUAUCGCACCAUCUUCAUUCGAUUCAGUAUCACCUACAACUGCUGAAUCUUCCACUCCAUCGCAACCUGAACCUGGUCUUAGCGUAGCGGCGUCAAUUGGGCUAGGUGUAUCGAUGGGUGUCGGAGCAUUUCUUGUCAUAGUAGGGGUUCUAUAUGCAGUGUUCGGACGGUAUCUAAGGAAUAUGAGGAGAAGUUCGGAACGUCGGAUGGGUGCAACGAAUGUAAACAGAUGGUGGAAAGGAAGAAGACGGGAUAGUUGAUGAUAUUGAGUGAAUUAAUGAACAAGAAUUUCUCCUUCGUCUGAAGCAUGAAGAGUCCGUACUUCCUAAAUCAUCUUCAAUCCCUUAUAUCACCCAAGUGUUGUUUCCUGAUCACUACCACCAGGAUCAUGUUAUCCCCAUAAAUCUCAAUAUCAGGUAGCUGAUCUGGCAAGCCCAUAGGACCAUCUUCCAAUAGAGUUA